Molecule: messenger RNA, 3179 nt
Organism: Salmo salar (Atlantic salmon)
Lineage: Eukaryota; Metazoa; Chordata; Actinopteri; Salmoniformes; Salmonidae
Gene: cyp19a1b
Product: cytochrome P450, family 19, subfamily A, polypeptide 1b
Biological process (GO): female gonad development; response to estradiol
Cellular component (GO): endoplasmic reticulum
Molecular function (GO): aromatase activity; heme binding; iron ion binding
Source: RefSeq, a predicted model, not a curated record
UGUUUUGCUUUGGCAGUGUUUUGGUGAGAGGGCCUUGAGGGCCUAAAUUGGUAGUGUAACCAAGCAACCGGUAAGUUGAUAUUCAAAAGCUUGGAUGCCUGGGAUUUAUCAGAUAAAAGAACGCUGAUCAUCUUUAAAACCAACCAGGAGAAGAAACAGAGGCACAGCAGUGGCUACACAGGAGACGGACACAAACUGUAGCCAGGCUAGAGGCAGACUACUCUGGGGCAGUCCAGGAUGAGAGCGGUGAGUAUUAUCCUUUUCCUACAUAAUGACAAUUCUAUAAAUAGGGGGAACUUUUUGUCUGUAUGUCUAAUUAACUGGAGGGAAUUGUUUUCUCUCUGUGGAAGAAGAAGUGUCAAGAGGGAUAUUCUUGAAAAGAGGCCUAUAACAGAAUAAGAAAUAUAAUUGAAAUUUGUACAAUUUUAAACAUAAAAAAUAAUUAAAAUCUGUAUUAUACAAUGUUACAGCAAAAAAAACUUCUAGAGGGGAUGAUGACGAGAACAAAGCUGACCAAGUUUCUUCAAUAUAUAAAGAAACAACAGCAUUAGUACAUUCUGAUAAAAUGACAAACACCUCAGCCUUCCCUCUGGUUUCAGAAGGUUCUAAUACAAUAUCGUUGAUGUCUAAUUUAAUAACUCUAGCCUUGGUAAGACAUCUGGAACUGUUCAUGCAAUAGUACAACUGGUCAACUUGAAAAGCUUUCCGUGGGUGUGUUAUGGUGACCUUGUUACCGUGUUCACAUGUUGUACCAACCCCAUAGGGCAAGGACAGGAGAAAUAUUAAAAAGGGGAUGAAAAGAGAGCAAGGGUUGUCACGGAGUUUAAUGCUUCCCUAUUUUGUUUUGACAAUUUGAAUCCCCCUGUCUACGUCCCAAAUGGCACCCUAUUCCCUAUUUAGUGCACUACUUUUAACCAGGACCUAUAGGGCUCUGGUAUUAAAAAAAAGUGUACACUACAUAGGGAAUAGGGUGUAAUUUGGUUCUGGAAAUUCAGGGUGAUUCAAUACAUAUACAGUAGUCUCUUAGAAGCCUUUUUUCUUCGGCUGUCCCAAUAGAUAAGCGACACCUACUUCGGUGAGGUGCAAACCAGUGGGACAUGAUUUACUUUUAAAAUAUUUAACCAGGUAGUCUCCUUGAAGUAAGUCAGAAGACCUUUUCCCUGGGGAGAUAAUACUUGGAAGGAGAAUAAUUAAUAGCAGAGUGCUCCAGCUGUCAUCAUAACACAGCAGCCUCCAGACCUCCUCACUGUAAUGGCUACCAGUAUAGUGGACGACACUAGCAUGUCUGAAGCCCUGCUGCUGCUGCUGCUGCUCUCUCUCCUGCUCAUCACGACCUGGUGCCUCACUAAUACCUCACACAUACCAGGUCCUUUCUUCUGGGCUGGUCUGGGUCCAAUCCUGUCCUACUCUAGGUUCAUCUGGAGCGGGAUAGGAACAGCCUGUAAUUACUACAACAAGAGAUAUGGGAGUAUGGUUCGGGUCUGGAUCAACGGAGAAGAGACUCUCAUUCUUAGCAAGUCCUCUGCUGUCUACCAUGUCCUGAAGAGUGCCCACUACACAGCCCGGUUCGCCAGUAAACAGGGACUGCAGUGUAUCGGGAUGGAUGGGAGAGGUAUCAUCUUCAACAGCGACAUCCCACUCUGGAAAAAAGUGAGGACAUAUUUUGUGAAAGCUCUGACAGGGCCUGGUCUGCAGAGGACAGUGGGGAUCUGUGUGAGUGCUACAGACAGGCACCUGGAGCGUCUGCAGGAGAUGACUGACCCCUCUGGACACGUAGAUGUUCUCAACCUGCUGAGAUGCAUCGUAGUGGACAUUUCUAACAAACUGUUCCUCAGGGUGCCUCUCAACGAGAAAGAGCUGCUAUUGAAGAUUCAACACUACUUUGACACCUGGCAAACGGUUCUGAUCAAGCCUGAUAUCUUCUUCAAAUGUGGAUGGAUGUACAAGAGGCACCAACAAGCAGCCAAGGAUCUACAGGACGUGAUGGAAAGCCUUAUUGAAACCAAAAGAAGAAUUAUCAGUGAAUCUGAAAAACUGGAUGAUGAUAUUGACUUCACCUCAGAACUCAUCUUUGCCCAGAACCAUGGAGAGCUGUCGGCGGACGACGUGAGACAGUGUGUGUUGGAGAUGGUGAUAGCAGCCCCAGACACUCUGUCCAUCAGUCUGUUCUUCAUGCUCAUGCUGCUGAAGCAGAACCCUGAGGUGGAGAUGAGGAUUGUAGAGGAGAUCAGCACUCUCAUAGGAGAGAAGGAUGUAAUGACAGUUGACUUCCAGAACUUCAGAGUGCUGCAGAGUUUUAUCAAUGAGUCCAUGAGGUUCCAUCCUGUGGUAGACUUCACCAUGAGGAAGGCGCUGGAAGAUGACAUCAUUGAUGGGACUAAGGUUUCCAAGGGAACCAACAUCAUCCUCAACAUAGGGCUCAUGCACAAAACUGAGUUCUUCCCCAAACCCAACGAAUUCAGCUUGGAAAACUUUGAUAAAACUGUGCCCAGUCGUUUUUUCCAGCCGUUCGGCUGUGGCCCCCGCUCCUGUGUGGGUAAACACAUCGCCAUGAUGAUGAUGAAGGCUGUCCUGGUGACGCUGUUGUCGCGGUACACGGUGUGUCCUCGUCAUGGCAACACACUGAGCAGCAUCAGGCAGACAAACAACCUGUCACAGCAACCCGUGGAGGAUGAACACAGUCUGGCAAUGAGGUUCAUACCAAGACAGAUGACCACAACAUAACCACAACCACUACUGACCACAACCACUACUGACCACAAUCACUACUGACCACAACCACUACUGACCACAACCACUACUGACCACAAUCACUACUGACCACAAUCACUACUGACCACAACCACUACUGACAACAACCACCACUGACAACAACCACCACUGACCACAAUCACUACUGACCACAAUCACUACUGACCACAAUCACUACUGACAACAACCACUACUGACCACCACCACAAUCACUACUGACCCCUACAACAAAUAUAACCUGUCACAGCAACCUGUUGAGAAUAAACAUGAACACAGCCUGACCAUGAGGCUCACACCCAGAAUGACAAGCAGCCUCUACUGACCACAACCUGCCGCCACUGACCACAACCAGCCACCACUGACCACAACCAGCCUCCAAUGACCACAACCAGCCUCCACUGACCACAACCAGCCACCAGCCACCACUG